AUGCAGGCGAAAGAGCCGCGCAACCCGGCGAUGCUCUGCGGCCGCGGCGCGGCGGCUCUCGAGCUCGGCCGUAAGGACGAGGCGGCGGCGGAUUUCAGGAAGGCUUUGGCCCUCAACCCGAAGGACUCCUUUGCCAGGUGGGCCUUGAAUAGCAUCGGAGCAGACCCUGGAUUAGUCCAAGAUGGAAGCGCCCAGAGAAGGCCGGCGGAUGCAUCGCGAUCAGCGCGACCACAGACGCAGCCGAGUGCCGGAAGAAACACAGCAAAGCCUGUGACUUAUGGAGUUGUUGCUAGCCCAAUUUCCCCCGACUGCGUGGACUCGGAUUCGGAUGAUGGCUCACCGCCUCACCAUGUGGAUCAGGAGGCCCCUGUCCCAACACUCAGGAACACCCCAGAGACGCCUUCCGCAGAGCUAACCCUGGCUCUGAGCGUCUCGAAACCAAAAGCCCCACCACAGCCGCCGCCCAGGGACGCCUCCUCAGCCAAAGAAGCAGAGCUCGUGCCCAUGACCCCGCCACCACCAAAAGCCAUGCAAUCUUUGGAUGGCCCAGCCAUUGCGGCCAUUGUGACGUCCCAGGCGGUUCCUUCAGCUCCACCGGUUCCGGUGGCGACACCCGAAACUCCGCCCACAACCCCCACACUAAUCCAGGACAGACCAGCCGUUCCAGCCAAAAUGCCAGUCCAGGCAGUUCCUCCAGAGACGCCAGAGGUGCGAACGCCCGAAACGCCCGCAGCAACCCCUGCAUCAACCAAUGCACAUGCGGAUGCCCCCGAAUCCCCGAAAUUGUCGCAUCAGGAGGUGGCCGCCCGCUUUGUCUCCGCCUUUUCGGAGCCCGCAGAAUGGCCAGAUUAUUUGCCGGACUCGAUGAAAGUGCCACAGUCCGAAGCUCCAGCCCUCCCCGAGCAAGCAGUGGAGACGCUGCAGAAAGCCGUGCCCAGAGCAAAGAAGCGACCCGCGGAACCUGUGCCGCCUGUACCGCCCGUGCCACCUGCGCCGAAGCAGCCGACUGCAGGUGCCGAACACUCGUCUUGGGUCUGUCAGAACGUUGAGGCUGAGGCCAAGGACGAGGCAAAGGCCAAGGUCGCCGAGGCAGCAGGGCUCGUGCCACCCUUUGGGUUUUUUGCUGCCCACUCUGCAGCCGAGGCCAAAAGCAAUCCUCAAGCCAAAGGAAAGGCCAAAGCCAAGGCGAAAGAAGGGCCGACAGCCAAGGAGGCGGCCAAGGCCAAAGCUAAGGCCAAGGCCAAGGCUGAUGCCAAAGCCAAGGGCAAAGCUAAGGCCAAGGCUAAGGCCAAAGCCGCCGCGGCCGUACAUGAGGACCGCAGCGAACAACUUUCGACCGUUUUCUUACUUGUGUAUUUUCUUGUUUGUUAUUAG
Molecule: messenger RNA, 1374 nt
Organism: Symbiodinium necroappetens
Lineage: Eukaryota; Dinophyceae; Suessiales; Symbiodiniaceae
Source: the annotation of a GenBank genome assembly